CCCUCCUCACUCCUCACCCUCCCUCUCUCACCCAAUCCAACCAUGUCCGCCUACGACAAAGACGGCGCCGCCGUCUACGAGAAGGACAAAGUCGGCUCCUCCGACGAUGUCUCGCCCAGUCGCUAUGAGACCAAUGAGCACGAUGUCGAGGCUCAGCCGGGGCAGAACCCGUUGCUGAGGAAGCUGAAGAAUAGGCAUAUGCAGAUGAUUGCUAUUGGUGGCUCCAUUGGUGCUGGUCUGUUUAUUGGAUCUGGUGGUGCGCUGUAUAAUGGUGGUCCCGGUUCGCUGACUAUCGAUUUCAUCAUCGUCGGUGUUAUGAUGUUGAUGACCGUCAAUGCUCUGGGUGAGCUUGCUGUCAUGUACCCCGUCAACGGUGCUUUCUUCACGUACUCUGCUCGCUUCAUCGACCCGUCUUGGGGUUUCGCCAUGGGCUGGAACUACGCCAUGUCGUGGCUUGUCGUCUUCCCCUUCGAAUUGAUCGCCGCCAGUAUCACCAUCCGCUUCUGGACCGGAAACGAUAACGACGACAGCGCGACUGUCAGCGACGGCGUGUGGAUCGCUGUCUUCCUCGUCAUCAUCAUCUUCGUCAACGUCUUUGGUAUCCGUGGCUACGGUGAAGUCGAGUUCGUCCUCGGCACGAUCAAGGUCAUUGCUGUCAUCGGCUUCAUCCUCGCAGGUAUCAUCAUCAACUGCGGUGGUGUUCCCACUGACACCAGAGGAUACAUUGGCGCGGCAUACUGGCAUGCACCCCAGCAAGCCUUCAAGAACGGCUUCAAGGGCUUCUGCUCCGUCUUCGUCACCGCCGCCUUCGCUUUCGCUGGAACUGAGCUUGUCGGUCUUGCUGCCGCCGAGGCCGACAACCCUCGCAAGACCCUCCCCAAGGCCACCAAGCAGGUCUUCUGGCGUGUCUCCCUCUUCUACGUCGUCUCGCUCUUCAUCCUGGGCCUGAUCAUCAAGUCUGACGACCCACUUUUGUCCAAGGCAUCCGGAGCUAACUCCAAGUACUCCCCCUUCGUCCGCGCCUUCCAGGAGGCCAAUAUCAAGGUCCUCCCCUCCAUCAUGAACGCCGUCAUCACCCUCUCCGUCAUCUCCGUCGCCAACUCGUGUACCUUCGGCUCCACCCGCACGCUCCAGGCCCUAGCCAUGCACGGCAUGGCCCCCAAGUGGUUCAGCAAGGUCGACAAGCACGGCCGCCCGUGGGUCGCCAUGAUCUUCGCGCUCGCCUUCGGCUUCAUCGCCUUCAUCCGCCUCUCCCCCAAGGGCGGUGAGGUCUUCGACUGGCUCCUCGCGCUUUCGGGUCUCUCGUCCUUCUUCACCUGGGGCUCCAUCUGCCUCGCUCACAUCUGCUACCGUCGCGCGUGGAAGCUGGCGGGUCGCGGGCUCGACGAGCUGCCUUUCGCUGCCAUGUUCGGUGUUACUGGAUCCUGGAUCGGAUUCCUCCUCAACGUCCUCUGCCUCAUCGCUUCCUUCUACGUUGCCCUCUACCCCGUCGGAGGACCCAACCUCGACGCCGAGGGCUUCUUCAAGAGCUACCUCGCCGGCCCCAUCGUCAUCCUCUUCUUCGUCGGCCACAAGAUCUACACCCGCACCUUCAAGUUCGGCGUCAACCUCUCCACCGUCGACGUCGACCACGGCCGCCGCGAGCUCAACCUCGGCGAGGAGAUGGAGGCCGAGCGCGCUGCGUACAAGGCGAUGCCCUUCUGGAAGAAGGUCUGGAACUUCUGGUUCUAGAUGGCGCCGCUGCUGUGCUGUCUUUCGCCCGCGCGGUGUGUUGUUUAGUUUUUCGAACACAUUCUGGAUUUUUCGUUUGUUUGAUGUAAGGAGGCGGUUGUUGUAUAAUUGUGCAUGCACACUCACGGGCGCCCCUGUGCGUUUCGUAGUUGUCGUCGAGGAGCGUUGGAAUGAUAGAAAGCGGAUAUAUAUACCAAUCAAUCAACUCAACCC
Molecule: messenger RNA, 1944 nt
Organism: Pseudogymnoascus verrucosus
Lineage: Eukaryota; Fungi; Ascomycota; Leotiomycetes; Thelebolales; Thelebolaceae
Exons: 5
Coding region: 43-1731 (562 amino acids)
Biological process (GO): amino acid transmembrane transport
Cellular component (GO): membrane
Molecular function (GO): amino acid transmembrane transporter activity
Source: RefSeq, a predicted model, not a curated record